Messenger RNA from Cooperia oncophora, 627 nucleotides. Lineage: Eukaryota; Metazoa; Nematoda; Chromadorea; Rhabditida; Trichostrongylidae. The record is from the annotation of a GenBank genome assembly.
CUGAGUGAAUACGACCACCGUCUUUCUCAUAUCUCUUUAUUACAGUUCUCACAACACUUAUUUAACGGAGUGACAAUAGCGAGGGGGGAAAUUUUCUUCCCGGAAACUAUACCGAACAAGGCGAUCUUUCUGGUUUUAUUGUCGGGUUGCCGAUGUAUAGAGCUCGAUUGCUGGGAUGGAACGGGAGAAAACAAGGGAGAGCCAAUAAUUACUCAUGGGAAAGCCAUGAUUGACGCGCCGCUGUUGUUUUAUCAAAUACGUAUACUGACAUUCGAACCGACUCUGAUUUUCCCGUUAUUUUGUCGUUUGAAAAUCAUUGCUCCAAAUCUAAUCAACUCAAAAUGGCGAAAUAUGCUGCUUACCAAACCGCUAGACGACUUUCCGCUCGAAGCGGGAGUGCCUCUUCCUUCUCCAAAUCGUUUGCGUCGGAAGAUUUUAAUCAAAAACAAACGAUUAAAACCAGAAAUCGAGAAACAUCAGCUCGAUCAGUUCCUCCGAGAAGGAAAACUGGAUGAAGAAGAUGAGAUCAUCGAAACGCCAGAAGUGGUUGGAGAAGAUUCGGUGUCACCUCGUGAGUUCUUUUCUACUGAGAAUAUCGCAGUGAUUAGAUCUUUUCGCUUGAAGUGA